UUGUACUUCUCUGAUAAGUAAAAUUAAUUUAUUAAUUUAAUUAAUUAACGAUAAAAAUGCCAUCUAUAAUAGUAACCGAUUACACUUGGCGGCAAACAGCCGAAGAAAUAAUAAUAUCAGUGCCAAUUAGAGGUAGUCCCAAAGAUGUUAAUGUUUUUGCGAUUGACAACUACGUAAAAAUGAGCUACCCGCCUUUUAUACUGGAGUUAUUUUUAUGGAAAAGUAUAAUUGAGGAAGAAAGCCAGUGUACUUUGUCAGAAUCACAGGCUGUACUGAUCCUAAAAAAGAGCGAGAUAGAUACAGACUGGCCGAGUCUUAUUGAAAAUAAUUUAAGUAAAGAACAAAAACGCGAGUAUCGAAAUCAAGCUCUGGAACAUGCUCGUUUGUCGGCUGAGAAACGUCAAAAUGAGAAAAAAACAAAGUAUCGAGAACUGGAUCGACAAGCGGUGAAGGAACAAAUAAAACUCGAGUCGAAGGUACACAAUAAAAUUCAAGAGGUUCGAGACUCUCAUAGAAGAGAAGCUAUGGAUGAGUUUGAAAAUUGGCGGAAAAAUGCAGAGAAACCAAUUCUUUGUAAUGAGAAAGCAGUACUACAAGAAAACAGGAAGUCUUACAAAGCCCCACUUAAGUGGUUCAAAAGCGAAUCUGAUGAUUCCCGGUCGACUGAAUCCCAAUCUCCGAAAGCAAUAGAAACUGUUGAUAACGAAACCGAAGAAGAAACUACUCCAGCUGCUGAAAAAAUAAAACCUUUUGGUGCUUUCCUGGGAUCCCCUCCAACUGAGAGGUCACCGAGUCCAGUAAUGCAAUCAGUCAUCCUUGAUACGUCGUACAGAGAGCGAGAAGCUGAUACUAAACGAGGAAAAGAAAUUAUUGAUAAACUUCUAUCUGGGAACUAUCGUAUUAGUAAUAAAAAAAACAUCUUUGACAAGACUGACGUAAGUAUUCCUGCUCCGAGGCAAUCUGGUAGGAUCACUGUAACAUUCUCGGAACGUGUGUUUCCAACUCCCGCUAGAGAAAGUUAUCACUUACAAGAAAAAGAAUGGCUUGAAAAACAAGCUGAAGCACGAAGAAAAUUUGGAUUUGCUUCUGAAGAUUUAAGACCUGAAGAACAAAACCCGCAGUGGCUUAAAGAUAAAGGAGAUGAAUUUUUCAAGGUCGGCAACUAUUUAGCAGCAAUAAGUGCAUACACUCAUGGUAUUAAACUAAGUGACAAGAUGGCAAGUCUUUAUGCAAAUAGAGCAGCAGCUCAAUACGCUUUGGCUAAUUAUCAAAGAUGUGCAGAAGAUUGCUCCAAGGCUUUAGAACUAAUGGAACCAAAGUGCGAAGGUAACCGUGAAUCACGAGCCCGGUGUCAUGCACGUUUUGGUGCGGCCCUCUGUAAAUUAUCGGCACCUCAGCACGGGAUUCCAGAAUUAGAGGCAGCCCUUAAAUUAUCUCCCGACAACGAUACUAUUAAACGUGAUUUAGAAGUGGCAAGAAAAUUCUUUGACCUCGCCAAUUAAGUACAAUAAUAACAUGCGAAAAACAUAUUAUAUAAUUUUUCUUUAAACUAUCACAAGUUAUAAAUAUAAAAACAUUUUACUUGAAAUGUUGAAUUAAUUAUAAUUUAAAAGUUAUAAUCGUCAAUU
Messenger RNA from Cotesia glomerata, 1628 nucleotides. Its product is annotated as dynein axonemal assembly factor 4-like. Lineage: Eukaryota; Metazoa; Arthropoda; Insecta; Hymenoptera; Braconidae. The coding region runs from base 57 to 1502 and encodes 481 amino acids. The transcript is spliced from 8 exons. Gene Ontology annotation, molecular function: protein binding. The record is from RefSeq and is a predicted model, not a curated record. Gene Ontology annotation, biological process: outer dynein arm assembly; cilium movement; inner dynein arm assembly.